Messenger RNA from Trichomonas vaginalis G3, 930 nucleotides. RefSeq lists its product as uncharacterized. The transcript has a single exon. Bases 1 to 930 code for a protein of 309 amino acids. Lineage: Eukaryota; Parabasalia; Trichomonadida; Trichomonadidae. The record is from RefSeq and is a predicted model, not a curated record.
AUGUUUGCAUCCUUGUUGAUCCCACAAAUGAAUGUGGAAGUUCUUCAUAUAGACAUGGUUACAACAAAAACAGUUCCACAGGAGAAAAUAACGGAAUGCGAUGAUAUUCCAUCACCUACGCCAUCUCCACAAUCAUCUUAUGAAGAAACAUAUUCAACUAUGCAUUCCUUCAGUGAAAUGAGUUCAAGUACACCUGAAGCUUCAUGUGAAGAGUCACAUUCAAUUAUGCAUCCCUUUAGCCAAACGAGCUCAUUUACACCUGAUGUUUCAUCUGAGGAAUCACAUUCAAUUAUGCAUUCCUUUAGUGAAACGAGCUCAAGUACAGUUGAAAAUUCAUUUGAAGAAUCACAUUCAACUAUGCAUUCCUUCAGUGAAACAAGUUCAAGUACAGUUGAAAAUUCAUUUGAAGAAUCACAUUCAACUAUGCAUUCCUUCAGUGAAACAAGUUCAAGUACAAUUGAUGUUUCAUCUGAGGAAUCACAUUCUACUAUGCAAUCCUUUAGCCAAACGAGUUCAAGUACAAUAGAUGUUUCAUUUAAGGAAUCACAUUCGACAUUGUCUUCAAUUGGAGAAAUUGGCUCGAGCAAAUUAUACUCGAAUGAAUCUAAUGAAUAUAGUUGUACAUUUGUUCAAACAAUAAGUGAUAUAGAAAGUUAUUACUUUUCUCCAAUCUUAUCAACAACAGAAUCUUCUGCUUUACAAGAUUCGGCUAAUUCUGACAAUUUAAAAAAGAAGAAGAAAUACCUUUAUGCGAUUAUUUUUAUUGCAUGCGGCCUUGUUGCAUUAGCUGUAUUAAUGACUGCAGUAAUUAUCGCAAAUGAAGUAAAAAAGCAUGCAGAAAAACUUGCUCAUGAUCCAAAGAACGAAGCAUUCAUUGUGGAAACAGAUGACACACAUGAAAAUACAAAUGAUGAUUCAUUGAGUGUUUAA